UAAUCAUCAACCAGAAAAAUUAUGAUUAAUGGUCAAUGGAAUUUAAGUUGAGCCAAUCAUCUCUUCCAAGAACCUUAGUAGUAAUAAGAUCUUCUGUGUUAGUAAAAGUUAGCAGAAAAGUUUCUAAUCACAAGAACUUUCAUUUGCAUGCUCAGAGAUGGAGGUGUCAAAUACGGGGGAUGUCUUCAAAGGGUCGGCACUCAAUGCUUAAACAUGUGGUCAAAGAAGGUGAAACUUUGACUUCCAUUUCAAAGCUAUAUGGGGUAGCCAUUUAUGAAAUUGCUGCUGCUAAUAAGGACAUUGUUGAUGUUGACCUUGUUUUUGAGGGCCAACAUCUGAACAUUCCCUUAUCCACUGCAGUACCUUUGCAAAUGCAAAAGAGUGAGCGAGCCCUAUCAUCUGACUCUUCUCUUGAUGGAAGAGCUCCAAGACUGGAAUUGUAUCGUAGCUGCUUGAACCAGAAAAUGUUCAGUUUCUUGUCCGUUCAUAAUUUAUCCUAUGCUAAAACCACUGGUUAUUUUCUAGUUCUGGUUCCCCUGAUAGCCUUUUGCAUCAGAUGCAUAAUUGGUGCCUUAUGCAAUAGAGUUGCUGGAGAUAUGAAACAUAAUGUAAAUGAAUCAGAAGAGCAUCACCGUGGAUCUAAAAGGAUCAGGUGGAAAUUUGCUCUUCAGGAUUUGAAGGAUCCAGAUGCACUGGAUACUGGCACAAGACCCGACUAUGAUUACACAUCAGAGGAUGAAGAUCAGGUCAAUACCAAAGAUCUUAGUCAGGAUUACAGUGAGCUUGAGCGUGAUUAUGAGAGAUUCCUUUCAGAAUGUGGAAUUAGCAAGUGGGGCUACUGGCGUGGAGGUUCUCCCACAUAGGGCAUUGCAUUUCUCUUAGCACCGCUUUUCAGAGACUUCUCAACAUUAUUGUCUGCAAGAAUGGUAGAAGAACUCCCAAAACAGGUUCAAAUGUAUAUAUAUGGAUGUUUAUAUCGAAAUCCUUUAGAUUACUCGAGUACAGGAAACAGAUUGUAAAAGUUUGUGCAAUGAUUGUAAGACUUGAGACUAAAUUCUCGGUUGUUGACAGAAAGCACCCUAUCUUACUGGCGAGUAAAGAUGAAUAUUCUACCUUUACUUUGUUU
Messenger RNA from Coffea eugenioides, 1126 nucleotides. RefSeq lists its product as uncharacterized. Bases 36 to 863 code for a protein of 275 amino acids. The record is from RefSeq and is a predicted model, not a curated record. The transcript is spliced from 6 exons. NCBI's taxonomy places the organism in Eukaryota, Viridiplantae, Streptophyta, Magnoliopsida, Gentianales, Rubiaceae.